Hipposideros armiger (great roundleaf bat) is the source of this 2237-nucleotide messenger RNA. It is a transcript of the gene CYP27A1, whose product is annotated as cytochrome P450 family 27 subfamily A member 1. The transcript is spliced from 10 exons. Gene Ontology annotation, molecular function: heme binding; oxidoreductase activity, acting on paired donors, with incorporation or reduction of molecular oxygen; iron ion binding. The record is from RefSeq and is a predicted model, not a curated record. Gene Ontology annotation, biological process: C21-steroid hormone biosynthetic process; cellular response to peptide hormone stimulus; cortisol metabolic process. The coding region runs from base 469 to 2082 and encodes 537 amino acids. Lineage: Eukaryota; Metazoa; Chordata; Mammalia; Chiroptera; Hipposideridae. Gene Ontology annotation, cellular component: mitochondrial inner membrane.
UUCUUCUCUCUCCUCUCUCAGCGCUCAGUCUCCGGUGGCGGGCAGGGGAGGCUUUAGAAAAAAACCUGCGACCAGUUUAAUCUCAGCAACGCGUUCCUUGGGGUGGCGAACCCGCAGGUCAAGCUGGUCUCACUGGGUGGGGUCACCUGGCCUUGGAACCCUCCUGGACUUCCGAGAACUUCUUUGCACUACUGCCCAGAGUUCGGACCAAGCGAACUUGAAGCUCUCCUUGGGAGUUCUCGGAAGUGCCAGGCAGGGUGUCGCGGAAACGGCGGCCGUCGUCAGAGCUCCCCAGGUCCCGUUGGAAGGAUUAAGGACCGCGAGGCAAAAGAACAGUGAGGGGCCUGGCCGUCCGUCGCCCUGCCCACCCUGGGCCACCGGAGCCCUUGAACCCGCCCCUCCUGAUCUAUCUCUAGGCGGGUUCCAGGAUCUCCGCACUCGGGAUCCAAAGGCGCGGCUGCGAGAGCUAUGGAUCGCAUGGCUGCGCUGGGCUGCGCGAGGCUGCGGUGGGCGCUGCUGGGGACGCGGGCGGCCAGUCUUGGCCUCGGCCCACACGCGGCCAGAACCAAGGCCUCGAUCCCCAGCGCCCUCCCGGCGGCCGAGGCAGCCGAGGCUUCCGGAACCGGGCCUGGCGACCGGAGGCUGCGGACCCCGGAGGAGCUUCCCGGACCAGGGCAGCUGCGCUUCUUAUUCCAGCUGUUAGUGCAAGGUUACGUUCUGCACCUGCAUCAGCUCCAGGUGCUGAGCAAGGCCAAGUAUGGUCCAAUGUGGAAAAGCCGCGUAGGGCCCAAGUCCCAUGUGAACCUGGCCAGUGCUCCACUCCUGGAGAAAGUGAUGCGGCAAGAGGGCAAGUACCCACUACGGAAUGACAUGGAUCUAUGGAAGGAGCACCGAGACCAGGAGGGCCUGGCGUACGGCCCCUUCACCAUGGAAGGACAGCGCUGGUACCAGCUGCGCCAGGUUCUGAACCAGCGGAUGCUGAAGCCAGCAGAGGCUGCGCUCUACACAGAUGCUCUAAAUGAGGUGAUUGACAGCUUCAUGACUAGACUGAAACAGCUGCGAGUGGAGAGUGCCUCUGGGGACCAGGUGCCCGACAUGGCUCAGUGUUUCUACUACUUUGCCUUGGAAGCUAUUUGCUACAUCCUGUUUGAGAAACGUAUUGGCUGCCUGGAGCCCUCCAUCCCCCAGGACACCGCAACCUUCGUCAGAUCUGUCGGGCUCAUGUUCCAGAACUCUCUGUAUGCCACCUUCCUCCCCAAGUGGACCCGCCCCGUGCUGCCCUUCUGGAAGCGAUACCUGGAUGGCUGGAACACCAUCUUCUCUUUUGGGAAGAAGCUAAUUGAUCAGAAACUCAAGGAGAUAGAGACCCAGCUACAGACAGGGGGUCCAGAUGGGGUCCAGAUAUCUGGCUACCUGCACUUCUUGCUGACCAGCGGACAGCUCAGUCCUAAUGAGGCCAUGGGCAGCCUCCCUGAGCUGCUCAUGGCUGGAGUAGACACGACAUCCAACACGCUGACGUGGGCCCUGUACCAUCUUUCUAAAAGCCCAGAGAUCCAGGCGGCCUUGCAUGAGGAAGUAGUGGGUGUGGUGCCAGCUGGGCAGGUGCCCCAGCACAAGGACUUUGCCCACAUGCCCCUACUCAAAGCUGUGCUUAAGGAGACCCUGCGUCUCUACCCUGUGGUCCCCAUCAACUCCCGGGUCAUUACGGAAAAGGAAAUUGAAGUUGGUGGUUUCCUCUUCCCCAAGAACACCCAGUUUGUGUUCUGCCACUAUGUGGUGUCCCGGGACCCUAGCGUCUUCCCUGAGCCAGAGAGCUUCCAGCCCCACCGCUGGCUGAAGAAGAGUCAGCCUGAUACCCUCGGGGUCCAACACCCAUUUGGCUCCGUGCCCUUUGGCUACGGCAUCCGGGCUUGCCUGGGCCGCAGGAUCGCAGAGCUGGAGAUGCAGCUGCUGCUGGCAAGGCUGAUCCAGCAGUACGAGGUGGCCCUGGCCCCUGAGACAGGGGAGGUGAAGAGUGUGGCCCGCAUUGUCCUGGUUCCUCAUAAGAAGGUGGGCCUGCGUUUCCUGGAGAGACAGGUCUGAGCUGGGCCCCUGCCAUCCUAGAGGCCUGGCCCUGGCGUAGUAAUUCCUGGCCACUGCUGUGUCUCAGAUGAGGAGGGCAAAAAGGCAGACCCCAGAUGCCAAAGGUUGGAAGAACUCCCUGUAUUUCCCAUAGAACCCUGAGCUUUUGCCACUUU